GCGGGGCCGGUCCCUGCGCGGUGCCAUGCGAGGCUUUAAGCGGGCGGCGCUGGGGAGCGCGGUAGACGCGCAGGCGGCGGCUGCUGCGGCCGGGCGGUAGCGGCGGGCGGGCGCCUCUCGGCUCGGUGGGAGCCGCUGGCGGAGCGGAACGGAGCAUGUCGGUGGCGACCGGAGGCAGCGAGGCGGCGGGCGGAGGCAGCGGUGGGAACCGCGUUUUCUUCCAGAGUCCCCGCGGCGGCGGCGGGAGCGGCGGCUCCUCCGGCGGAGCCGCCCGGGAGGACUCGGUGCCGGCGGCCGUGGUGCAGGUCCAGCAGCGGCGCCACCAGCAGGGGAAAGUGACGGUGAAAUACGAUCGGAAGGAGCUGCGGAAGCGCCUGGUGCUGGAAGAGUGGAUCGUGGAGCAGCUGGGGCAGCUCUACGGCUGCGAGGAAGAAGAGAUGCCAGAAGUAGAAAUUGACAUUGAUGACCUUCUUGAUGCAGCAAAUGAAGAGGAGAGAGCUCUCAAAUUACAGGAAACUCUUGUAGAUUGCUACAAACCAACAGAGGAUACUGCCUUUCCUUGAUGCGGAGCUGUAAAACAAGCACAAGCACUGGAGCACAACUGUGAAUUUAUCAAAGAGCUGCUAACUCGGAUAAGAGGAAUGAGGAAACUCAGUCCCCCUCAAAAGAAGAGUAUAUAAAUAACUCGAAGUAGUAGCACUCUGUAAAAGACAUGGCAAGGGAAAUGGGACUUAGAAUACAAGACCGUUAUUAAAAUAGUUGUCUCGCUCCACAACUUUUUUGGAUUUCAUUCAGUUUUGACUCAAGGAAUUUCUUUUUUGUGUUUUAAGGGUUCUUUUUAAGUGUCAAUUUUUUUAUCAAGACUAUCAACAAUUUGGAUGCUGCUCAACUUUCACUUGAGGAUUACUGAAGCAAGUGAAGAGUCCAGGAGGUAGCGAUGAGGGGCAGCAAGCCUGCGUUGUGAACCAGAAGAUCUUGUAAAUUUACAGAGCCAGGGGACUUCUCCUUGCAACUAGUUGGAUAAUGUUUUUUAAGUUGAUUGUACAUUUAACUCAUGGAUGUCAAGUUUCUUGUACUUGUCUGUACAUAAAUGAUAAAGUGGGUUGUGAAUACUGUUUCACAUGAAUGGAAGGAAAAGUUUGUUACAGUAAAUUAUUUAAAUGGUGGUUAUAGCAAAUCUACUACCAGAAGGUACCAAUUUAGAUUAUUAAAAUAAGUGCUGACAUUUUUCUUAGUACCCUUAAAGCAUCCCAGUGAAGAAUGUCAUCAUAUCUCCUUGUUUAAACUGCAGCAUAUGAGAACUGGGAAUUUUAAGGGCUUAAUUUGUAGACUUAAAAUUAUUUGAUUGACUUAGAUGCUUUGCCAGAUCAUUUCCUCUCCACUUCAUGGUGUCUUGGAACUGUGCUAACCUAUACUGAAUAAGGGCCUGCAUCGCCCUUAUGGUGUCCAUCGCCAUUUAAAAGCUGCUUCACAGUGGAGGAAAGGCAGUGCUACCAAAAUUAAUUGUAAACACUGUCUUGCAUUUAGUGAUGUGGUCUUUAUUAAAUGCAAAUUCCUCUCUUAUUAGGCAGACAAAGAAUAUUACAGUCUUUCCUUAUGUCCCUGCCUUGAGAAGUGGGGAGACAUCUUAACUUGAGCUCUCUUACUUGCAAAUGCAAGAACAGAAGAGAUCUUUACUCCCUCCUGGAAAAUGUCGUAACUAAAAUGCUCAAUAAGCUACCAUAUGCUGGUAGGUGACACUAGUCAGGCAUUUUAUAUCAAGGGUGCUCUGAACAUAUUUUAUUUUUCAAAAGAAGUACAUGUUUGUGAAUUUUAUGUGUACUGGCAAGCUUUUUUAAUGUAUUUAAUUUUGUAAUGUUUACCAAUGAUUUUAUUUACCAGAUAUUUACUCAAAUAAAUGGAACAACUUGUGACUUGUUACAUGUACACUUUACAAGACUGUUGCUGAGUAGGUUGGUAAAUGGACUUGCUUAUCAAAGAGAAGCCUGCCAGGUGGUAAGUACAUGGGAACACAGCUAUAUAGACUCUAAUUGGCUUUCACCGUGUCCAGUAUCACUCAGCCAAACUCUGGUGGUAACCUGGUGCACAACCUCGCUUUUCAAAGCCUUCUGCAGAUGAGGCCUUUCUUCCCUGUGCCUCAUGGGCUUUAAAAAGAGGGAAAAAAAAAAAAAAGUCUGGAAAUUCUUUCAGAUAAAUGCUGUGGCUUCCUUUUAUUUUUCCACCAGAGGUGAGACUAUGGGGAGGGCUUACGCUGGGUGACUCAGUUCUCUACUGAAGGUGUGGCAGAACAGUGUUUUUCAGCAGAAGGCACUCUGUCGUCCCAUUCUGCAUCUCUCUGAAUUAUCCUCAAGAAAUUCUAGCAGCUCUAAGAAAAGGCUUGGUUGUUUUGCCUGCAGCAUCUUAAAUUUAAAUCUUGUGCCUUGCAGAAGUGGCAAUACAACCCUAUUUUCGUAAGGAGUAUUCCAGUGAAAUUUUUAAAAUUGUAAGGUGAGAUUGUGCUCCAGGGAAAUCAGAGUGAGCUUGUGAUAUAAUCUCCUAUGUUGGGUUCUCAUGCUAUCACUGUCAGCAUUAUCAGUGGGAUGUUUCUGGCUCUGAAAGAGUCCCAGGUGAAUGACCUCUUGCCACAAGGAGAUUCUCUUGCUUUGGUGUGUGCUCUUCAUGCAAGAUCUGAUAUAGCUAAAUCUAAGUGACCAAGUUUGUAUCAGUAUCACCCUCUUGAAGGAAGAGAGUUACAGGAAAAUCUUCUUUAACUCCUGAGGUAAGGGGCCUUUUGAUUUUUCACUCAACUCUGGUGGCAGAAAUCUGUGUUGUGAGUAAAGAAGUCUUAGUUAUUAGCAAACUUUUGACCAGGAAAGUUCUUCCACAGGCCUUUUUGUGAAAAGCCUGUUGGCGUGUAAAUCAUUGACAGUGUUUUGUGAUCACCAAGUUUAUGUCCUAAAUGGGAAAAAAAAACCUUUUUGAUUUCACACUUACUAGCAAUGUUUAGAGUUUUGGUCUGGUGGCUGAAAUGCUGUCUGCUCACGAGUACCAUUCCUUGACUCAUAAAUUUAUUUACAGGCAUUUGACACAUAGGCUGAAACAACUGAGAACUUUUUGACUUCUGAGGUGGUUAUAGCUGCUUACAUUUUGCAGGUGUUAUUUAGAAACAAUACCAAGUUUGAACAUAAAAGAUUUUAGUAAUUUCUACAUCCACAGAUGCAUUUUAUGACAUUGUGUAUGAUUUCCAUUAUAACUUUUCUUUUUCAUUUAUACUAAUGAUGUGCAAAAUCAGAAAUGUCAAGUGAUGGCAACUGCACUGGCUCUUUAGCCUCCUACAGCAAAAUGCUACUCAACAAAUAUUUUUUUUUAACCUCUUGGUGCUUGGUUAAAAAAUGCCUGCCCAACUACGCAUGAUGUUUGUAUCUUUUGUCUUGAUCAUCUUGCGUUGAAAUAGCUGUGGGAAAUAGCUGUUCACCCCUUCAAAAACCAAUUGAUUUGGAAAUACAUUUAAAGACAAUGAAGAUUGGGACAGUCCGUUAUAUUUUCUUGUAUUAUGUAGGUGAACAGUCACUUCUGUGAAAGUCUUCCUCUUGUCAAGCUCUACAUGUUUCGCUGUCUUACAAGCAUCAGUGAGCAAAACAAAACUCUGAAUAGCUUUUGUUUGUAGCUGGCCAGAUUUUCCUGGAGAGUUACAGGAUCUCAUUCUUGCUACUUUUUACUUAAUGAAGAUACUUUUGGCCUUGGUGUAGGCGAGGGGGAAAUAGACCCAUUCACUUAAAAUUUCUUUGUGCUUGGUGUCUUUAUACUGUGUGGGUGUCCUUGGCUCUGACUGAUGUUCAAGGGGCAUAUAAAUAGCAUGCUAUUACUGAAACAACUUGAAAUCUUACAGCCUAGGCUCUUCACUGGACAGCUUUUGUGAGAAGGUCCAAGUCUGGCUGCAGUGAGAGCUUUCUCUGGGCUUUUUAAGUGGCUAAUGAAAGGAACUGAAGUUCUCUCUUAUAAAUAUGUAGUGAAGCUAAGCUUUUUGUUUUGGUAUUUGAAGUGCCUCUCCAAGUGUACAAAGAUUGCCCACAAGAGCACGUGUUUUGGGGGUCUACUUCAUGGCAUAAUUAGCUGUUGCAUGUUUCACAGCAGGAGCUGACAGUGAUGUCUCCCAUGAUUAUCCUUCCAGCUCACUUGGAAAGAUGAGGAAAGUGCUUGUGAUCAUAUUUAGCAUGCCUUGUGAUGCUGCAGUGACAGGAUAGUAUACCCCUGUGUCACAGAAGAAAGGGGAUGAGCCAUUCUUCUACCAGCCUUGGUUUUGGCCCUUCUCCCCAUUAUUCCUAUGGUGGGUUUUACUCCUACAGUUGCCAUUUGUGCAAGGGACAUGUGGGGAUCAUGUAGGAGGAAAGCUUUCCCUGUUCUCAGAGAAUACAACCAAGAAAAGCAGGAGCAAAAUAUUUGCUCUUUUGUGGAUGUCAUACUCUUUGACACUGAGUCGUCGUAAGAGUCUUCAGCACUUUGCUCUGGUAGAUAUAAUAGCAUAUAUGAAAUUGGAAUUAUUUAGCAAUCUAUUUCUGUGAUGGUUUUGCUGAUUUAAGAUGGCCUUAAUGGAAACAUGCCCAAA
Cuculus canorus (common cuckoo) is the source of this 4585-nucleotide messenger RNA. RefSeq names its product protein phosphatase 1 regulatory inhibitor subunit 14C (gene PPP1R14C). NCBI's taxonomy places the organism in Eukaryota, Metazoa, Chordata, Aves, Cuculiformes, Cuculidae. Gene Ontology annotation, cellular component: cytoplasm. The transcript is spliced from 5 exons. Gene Ontology annotation, molecular function: protein serine/threonine phosphatase inhibitor activity. Gene Ontology annotation, biological process: regulation of phosphorylation. The record is from RefSeq and is a predicted model, not a curated record. Bases 156 to 563 code for a protein of 135 amino acids.